Messenger RNA from Phyllopteryx taeniolatus (common seadragon), 4842 nucleotides. It is a transcript of the gene sema3fa, whose product is annotated as sema domain, immunoglobulin domain (Ig), short basic domain, secreted, (semaphorin) 3Fa. Gene Ontology annotation, molecular function: chemorepellent activity; semaphorin receptor binding. Gene Ontology annotation, biological process: axon guidance; neural crest cell migration; semaphorin-plexin signaling pathway. The transcript has 19 exons. NCBI's taxonomy places the organism in Eukaryota, Metazoa, Chordata, Actinopteri, Syngnathiformes, Syngnathidae. The record is from RefSeq and is a predicted model, not a curated record. Bases 415 to 2817 code for a protein of 800 amino acids.
CUAUCCACCUGCACACGCCGCUUCCCAGCCACUUGAGCGGCGGAAGCUCGUCCGUAUUUAACCCUCUCUUCUUCCCUCUGGAUCAACUCAUUCGCUUUCUUUUGCAUCUUCCCCCCGCAGUGGAGAGUACACAACUAUUAACGGAGAGCAACUUCAGACCGUCAAGUUCACUUGAAUCCAUCCCAGGUUCGUUCGGCUCCGGCCGGGAUAACCGUGCGGGAUCUGCUGCGGAGGACACACACGCCGGCUCACGACUGCGUGCGCCCGGGCACAGACGCUCCGAGCACCCCCGGGGGCUGGAUGGUUGUACAUUUUUUUUUUUUUUUUUUUUUUGACCGCUUCUAUCUCGACUUGCUUUGGAACUAACUAAACGGAAGCUCCCGGAUUCUCCUCCCCCUCGGUUAGAGAGAGACAAUGUUGUGGGACAGCCUGUGCUGUCUGCUGGCCCUGCUGGCCUCAUCGUCCGCGGGGCUGCCCCCGGCCUUGGAGCCGCAGUCCGCCCCCAGGAUCUUCCUGUCCUUCAAAGAGUUAAAGUCGACCGGCACUGCUCACCACUUCUCCUUCUUGCUGAACUCAAGCGACUAUCGAAUUCUUCGCAUGGACGAGGACCACGACCGCAUGUAUGUGGGCAGCAAAGAUUAUAUCCUGUCUCUGGAUCUGCACGACAUAAACAAGGAGCCACUCAUUAUCCACUGGCCCGUUGCCCCUCAGAGGAAGUCUGAAUGUGUCCUGUCUGGAAAAGACACCAAUGGCGAAUGCGGGAACUUCAUCCGUCUGAUCGAGCCGUGGAACCGCACUCAUCUGUACGUGUGCGGAACGGGAGCGUACAACCCCAUCUGCACGUAUGUGGACCGCGGACGCAGGUCGCAGGGAUCCUCCUACCUCCAGGCCCCUAAAUAUGGAGGAAGAACCAAUCGGGCAGCAGACCAGAGUGCCACGUCAGAGCUUUUGGAGGCCAAGGAAUAUAUUUUCCGCCUUGAGCCGGGCAAAGUGGAUUCUGGGAAGGGAAAAUGUCCUUUUGACCCCAAACUGAACAGCGUCUCCGCUUUGAUCAAUGGCGAGUUGUAUGCGGGAGUCUACAUCGAUUUCAUGGGAACAGACUCUGCUAUCUUCCGUACACUGGGAAAGCAGACAGCCAUGAGGACCGAUCAGUACAACUCCAGAUGGCUGAACGACCCCACAUUCAUCCACGCACACCUCAUCCCCGACAGCGCCGAGAAGAAUGACGACAAGCUCUACUUCUUCUUCCGCGAGAAGGCCACCGAGAUGGGCCAGAGUCCCAUGAGCCAGUCCAGAAUCGGGCGGAUCUGCUUGAAUGACGACGGCGGCCACUGCUGUCUGGUGAACAAGUGGAGCACUUUUCUGAAGGCCCGUCUCAUCUGCUCGGUGGCUGGAGCCGACGGUGUCGAGACGCACUUUGACGAGCUCAGGGACGUUUACAUCCAGCCGACGCAAGACACCAAGAAUCCUGUCAUCUACGGAGUCUUUUCAGUUUCCGGAUCUGUGUUUAAGGGCUCGGCGGUGUGCGUCUACUCCAUGGCAGACAUCCGCAUGGUCUUCAAUGGUCCUUUUGCUCACAAGGAAGGACCCAACUACCAGUGGGUGGCCUACACAGGGAAGAUCCCUUACCCCAGACCUGGCACUUGUCCCGGAGGCACGUUCACCCCCAACAUGAAAUCCACCAAGGAUUACCCGGACGAGGUGAUCAACUUCAUGAGGAACCACCCCACCAUGCACAACGCCGUGUACCCGGUACACAAGCGGCCACUGGUGGUCCGCACCAACGUGGACUACGAGUUCACCACCAUCGCCGUGGACCAAGUGACGGCAGCCGACGGGAGCUACGAGGUCCUCUUCAUGGGCACAGAUCGCGGCACAGUGCAGAAGGUGAUCGUGUUGCCUCGGGACGACCUUCAGACUGAGGAAUUGGUUUUGGAGGAAGUGGAGGUCUUUAAGGUUCCCACCCCGAUCAUCACCAUGAAGAUCUCGUCCAAACGCCAACAACUGUACGUGGCGUCCGUACUGGGCGUCACCCACCUGGCUCUCCACCGCUGCGACGUGUACGGCGAGGUGUGCGCCGACUGCUGUCUGGCUCGGGACCCGUACUGCGCCUGGGACGGAAAAUCCUGCUCCAGAUACUCGGCGUCGCAGAAGAGACGCAGCCGUCGUCAGGACGUCAAGUACGGCAACCCCAUCCGCCAGUGCAGAGGCUAUAACUCCAAUGCCAAUAAGAAUACUCUGGAGACAGUUCAGUAUGGCGUGGAGGGCAGCACCACAUUCUUGGAGUGCCAGGCAAGGUCCCCCCAUGUUUCUCUCAAGUGGCAUCUUCAGAAAGAGAACAGCGACAGGAGGAAAGAGAUUCGCUCGGAGGGCCGCAUCCUGAAGACGGACCAGGGCCUCCUCAUCCGCUCCCUGCAGCCGUCGGACAGCGCCGUCUACCAGUGCACGUCCACGGAGAAGAACUUCAAGCACACGCUGGUCAAGCUGCAGCUGGUGGUGCUCUCCAGCCGCACCGUCAACAACGUUCUGGUGGAGACGGGCGCGCCGUCCCUGGCCCUGGCCCCGCUGCAGUCCAGCGCCUGGACGCCGAGCGCCGGCCAGUACAAAGACCUGCUGACCAUCCUGAGCCAACCGGAGAUGGGCCUGAUCAACCAGUACUGCCAGGACUACUGGCAGCUGGGGGACGGCGGCGGCGGCGGCGGCGGCGGCGGCGGCCUGGGGGACGGCAAAGCCAAGAGUCUAAAGGAGCUGAAGGAGCAGAAGAAGCCGCGCAACCGCCGGCAUCGCGACGACGAGACGAGCCCCGCCGAGACAUGAGGAGCCGCAAACAACCAGCCGCGAGCACCUCCCUAAACGCUACACUAUCCCGCCGAUGUUCAGGAGUGACUCAUAACGGACGCAAUACAGCAGAAAAGACAAAAACACAAUAUUUAUUGUAGGUUGUAAAAAGUCAUUCUUUGUACCCAUCUAGGGAAAAAAAACGUUUUUUUUUUUGUGAAUAGGAAGCUGUUGUUAUUAUUCUAAUGUUCUGGUUAGUGUUGCUGACGAUGUGUAUCAUGUUGAGGAUUAGGUCUUUUUUCUUUUUUUUAUGUUUGGUGUUUUGGGAGCAUCCACGCAAACGGACGAGGACUGAAAGCGGAACUUGGACAAGAACGCUCCUCUCGAAAGCUGUUAAAAGACGGCACAGAAAGAGCAUUUUUCAGGACCACGCAAACGCCCGCUGACUUCAUGUUCCAGCGCCCGCCCUAAUUCCUAAUAUUACAUUCUUACUUAACACACCCCGCACCACAGGAUAAUCUCUUAUGGUAAUGUUUUGGAAGCAUCUAACAAUCAGGGCUUUGCUGAGUUGGACCGCAAAAAGGGUUAGGAAAAAAUGCUUCAAUUCUGUCUGAUUAUCGUUAUGUUUGUAGCCCGCUUCAGUUCAUCUUUCCAUCUAAAUGCAUCUUCAACAACAUGCGAUCAUUGUACUGGGGGACAAACUGUCUUUCAAUCUUGUCUCCAAAAUGCAGACUCCAGUAGGCAGCUAUUCUUGAGGGAGUGGGGGGGACAAAAACAAAGCAAAGGACUUUCUGUCGCCAAACACGGACAAAAGUAUUGGGAGAUGUCUCUUAAAGGGGAUUUGUUUUUUCUUAUUUUCUUUUUUUAGUUGAGGCGGGACCGUCGUAAACCCUCUUUGAGCAAUGGAAAUUGAAAUGGAAUGGUAUUUCCACUAUACCUCUUUGAUUCUUUUGGGAUUUUUUUUUAAACACCUUAGUUUCCUCUGAGAUAUUUGGGACAAUUCUAACCUUCCAAUUUUGUGGAGUCUAUAAAAGAUUGACGUGGGGCACAAAAUAUUGGCGGCGGGGGGAGAAAAAUGUCUUCACAGUAGUGCGUGUUGUCGCGCUUCCUGAGUGACAGAUAGCGGCCACAUGUCCCAACAUUUUUGUCUGUGUGGGAUCUGUGGUAUAUGCGAUGUGGUCAUGAAAGUGUGGGGGGGGGGGGGUACAUUUUGAUAUGGAUUUGAUAUGACACACACAAGCACAUAUGCUCACACACUAAUACAUACACUCUCCAACGAGCACACAAUUAGAUACGCACACGGUGGCACACACACAGACACUUAACACACACGCAAGCACUCACCAAACACAGCCGAUCGAACAUUUUCUGGGGCACUUUUGGCCGCACACAAAGCGGGGGGCACAUGCCCCCCCCGGGCCCCCCAAGGUUCUGCCCGCCUCUGACGCACACACAUGCACACAUAGACAAGCGCACACAGACGCGAGCCCACCAAACACACACACAUCCGGUCACGAAAGGGGGCGAUUGCAGUUUGAUGUGGCUUAUUUUCAUUUUAUAAGUUCAACUUUGCAUUCCUGCCGCUUUUCACGCUUUGUUGUCCAAAUUGCGCCGCCGGUGCGACUGAAUGAUAUCAAGAGUUAUGAUUCAUUCAUCUUUGACUCAUUCAUAUACAGUACCAUUAAUGGGGGGGGGGGUCAUAGAAAAGGUACAACCAUACGCAGUUUUGGCAGGGUGUCUUUUGGUGGUGCAUGGCAUGUACAGUGUGUGUAUCCAGUGUUUGUCUAAAAAGAGGCUCUGUUCCUGUGAAUGUCGGUGAAUGUCUUUCUCAUUGUGGGAAUAUAGAAAUAAUAUCAAAGGGAAAAAAAAAGAAAAAAGAAUAUGGGCUCCGAUUUUUUUUAAGAGAGUGUUGCAGUCCAGAUUGUACUUAUAUUUGAAAUUUUAUUUUCUGUGUUUUGCAGACUUCCCUUGGGGUCAUUGGUGCAAAGUAAUGACUGAUAGGAUGCGCACUUGUUAUAAUGACUCGUGAAAAAAAUAAUAAUAAUAUUAAAUCUUCCCCAUCAA